AUGGCUGCCCACGAAUUGAAAUCAGACUAUGAGGACUCAUUCUCCGCUCCUUACGCCCGCCACCAAACAUUCACCAUUGAUCCACAAGAGCAUUCACGCGACCCCUCUUAUCCACCCAAACCUACUUUCACCUCCAAGACUCAGGAAGACGCCCAUGACUUAACUCCUGUCGCUUACCCACCCGCACCACCCGAACGCGCCAUAGCUGGGGAAGGAUUCUGGCAAAAGAUCCUACCCGAGUCGAUGGCAUGUCGGCUGUAUGUCCUCACGGUUCUAAUAGAGACGACGGUCGACUUGGGAAUCGAAGGAGAGCUUCUUAUUCAAAUCAAUAAGAGCUCGAUAGGUGGAGAUGCGCAGGACCGGGUUGCUGCAAACAAAAUGCCGGUCUAUCUGAGCAUUUUCGCUCUAGCUCACGUCUUCCAGUUUGUGAUGGCAGUGGAUGCCGUCUACGCACGAAAUACACUGCAAUUCCUUUGCCUCACAAUAUUUAAUGCACUCUUCCUCGUGUACGCCGUCAUCCAAAUUGGAGAAAUCCGCCAAUUAGAUGUUGCCUCAACGGCCACCUCGAAACUCCCUGUGACUACUCUAACAGCGAUAAUACCCUGCGUUAUUGCUCUCGCCGAAAUAUCUUAUAUUGCUCUUGGGUACAAGAUAUAUCACGAGUUCGGUUGGAAAGUUUACAAGUUCCUCGGCGCAGACCGUCGAAUCAAGAAGCUAUACGCUGACUAUCAAAUCUACGAGUGUCUCGUCAAAUUUGACGUUUUCUUCUGGGUUGGAUUCAGUGUUCAGUUCAUCUGGCUCGUGCUCCUCGACCAUGAUUGGGAAUACUACGUCACUUGCGCGGCAUUGCCUCUAUCGCUUGUCCUACUGGUGGAGGGACACCUCGCCGCUAGACACGAGAACAAAGUCAUGAUGUCCACCUUCAUCUCAGGCUGCUCUGCAGCCAUGAUUUAUUUCGUCUACAAGGCAGGUCAUUUGGCCAAAGUCCUGAGGUAUCGAGCCACAGAUGACUAUAAACUAGUGUGGAAAACCCUCACUGUAUUUUCCGUCAUUGCUAUAUUACUACUGGCGGCUUCCAUCGUCUAUUCGGUGAUCGUUUUCCGAAACUUUGGACGUGGGUUAAAAGAUGCUCUCACACGGAAGAGCUUGGGUCCAGGCCCAUUUAGUUCCCAACAGCACCGACGAGCUGCCAGCAUGAACCCAAAUCGCAUGAGCAUUGACUGA
Messenger RNA from Mycena indigotica, 1224 nucleotides. RefSeq lists its product as uncharacterized. The transcript has 10 exons. Bases 1 to 1224 code for a protein of 407 amino acids. Gene Ontology annotation, cellular component: Golgi apparatus. The record is from RefSeq and is a predicted model, not a curated record. NCBI's taxonomy places the organism in Eukaryota, Fungi, Basidiomycota, Agaricomycetes, Agaricales, Mycenaceae.